UGUGCCAACAAAAACCCGUUCUGCUGCCAACUGCCAGCAGUGUCGGCUUCACUCGAACCGCAGCCGGAAAGUCGGAGUACAAUAUCUCUGGUAAAGAUUGUAAAAAAGAUAAGAGUGAUGGCAGCUAGCAGGGAACAGAUCGAAGAGCUCUACGAGUUCAUCCAUCCCUUGGCCGUACGUGCCGGGGAGAUCCUUCUCGAGGGCUAUGAGAAUGCUGGCAAAGCAGUGUCCUUGAAGGACGGGGAGUUCUACAAUGUGGUCACUGCCUACGACAACCAGAUUGAGGAAUUCCUCAUGGAACAGAUUCUGGCCAAGUACCCGGAUCACAGAUUCAUUGGCGAAGAGGACACCCACAAAAAUGACAACAUAACCAAGGAGCUGACAGACUCCCCGACCUGGAUUAUAGAUCCCAUCGAUGGCACCUCCAACUUUAUCAAACAGAUCCCUCACGUCUCCGUCUCUAUUGGAUUGUCGAUCAACAAACAGAUCGUCUUGGGAGUCGUUAAUAAUCCUGCCCAGAAAAAGCUAUACACUGCCAAACUGGGCCAGGGAGCGUACUGCAAUGGAGAGCCCAUCCGGGUGAGCAGCUGCGAAAGCAUCAACGACGCCAAUGUGGCCUAUGAGGUCUGCCUACUGCACGCUCCCAAGAUCCGGAAUAAGCACAUCAAGCGGAUCUACCACGUAGGAUCCAAUGCCAGAAGACUCCUAGCUUAUUCGGCUGUGGUGGACUCCCUCUGCAUGGUGGCCGCUGGCAACUUGGAUGCCUUCCACAUCGAGGACAUGUAUCCGUGGGACUGUGCCGCUGGCUACCUUCUCAUCUGUGAGGCUGGCGGAGUGGUCACUCAUCCCUAUGGAGGACCCUUCCAAAUCAUGAAACCGGACCUAAUCUGUGCAGGAACAGAGAAGCUAAGAGCUGAGAUAGAACACCUCAUAAGGAAAGCUGACCAAGAGCCCCAUGUGGGUGGAAGUGGAAUUUGAACUCUUUUGGGCCAGGGUCUCGUUAAAAAAGAUAAACCAUCAAAUAAAGUGCAAAUCAUGAGAUGAAAAACACAAAA
Drosophila ananassae is the source of this 1055-nucleotide messenger RNA. RefSeq names its product inositol monophosphatase 1. Gene Ontology annotation, molecular function: inositol monophosphate 1-phosphatase activity. Bases 118 to 978 code for a protein of 286 amino acids. The record is from RefSeq and is a predicted model, not a curated record. The transcript has 2 exons. Gene Ontology annotation, biological process: inositol metabolic process; phosphatidylinositol phosphate biosynthetic process; signal transduction. NCBI's taxonomy places the organism in Eukaryota, Metazoa, Arthropoda, Insecta, Diptera, Drosophilidae.